This is a messenger RNA of Lodderomyces jiufengensis, 690 nucleotides long. RefSeq lists its product as uncharacterized. The record is from RefSeq and is a predicted model, not a curated record. The transcript has a single exon. Gene Ontology annotation, cellular component: peroxisomal membrane. The coding region runs from base 1 to 690 and encodes 229 amino acids. Lineage: Eukaryota; Fungi; Ascomycota; Pichiomycetes; Serinales; Debaryomycetaceae.
AUGUCAUCAAUACUAACAAAUCCAUUAUAUCGUCCAUUACUUGAAAUUAUAAGAUCAGCAAGAAAUGGUAUAGUAUAUGGAGGUAAAAUAAGAUUUUCUCAUGCAUUAGUUAUAAAUUUAUUAUAUAGAUCAGGUCCAUUAGGUCCAAGAUUUAAAUCAGUUUUAGAAGCAACAAAAAAUCAUGCAGAAGUUUUAGCAUCAUUUGCAAUAAUAUAUAAAAUAACAGUACAAAUAUUACAAAAUGAUGCAUUUUUAGGUUCAAAAAAUUUACAAUUUAUAAAAUUUAUUUCAGGAUGUAUUGGAUCAUGGAUUGUUUAUUCUGGACAUUUUAAUUUUUUUCAUAGUGGUAUAACUCAUCAAAUUACUUUAUAUUGUUUUUCAAGAGUUAUUAUAGCAUUAGGUAAAAUAUUUUUAGAUAAAUUUUUAAAUUGUUAUCAACCAAAUUUUAUGAAUUAUUCAGGAGAAUUUAUAAGUUAUAAAAAUUUAAAUUCAAAUCAACAAAAAAAAUUAAAAAAUAUGAUUUAUAAUAAACUGUGGAAAUAUUUUGCUAUAUUAGUAUGGGGUUUAGUUAUGUUUAUUUAUGAUUAUCAACCACAAUAUUUACAAAGUUCUUUAAGACAUUCAAUGGCUUAUAUAUAUGAUGUUGAAAUGGAUUCUUGGAAUAAUUGGAGAGAAUUUUUAGGAAUUUAA